UGCUAGUUCGCCGUGUUUUGUUUGUGUGCGUGUGUGUGUGAGUGCAGGUGACAGUCGAUCAGAAGGACGGAGAAGUUCCUUCUAGCUUCAUCAUGGAGGCUCAGGCACAUUUUUCCCGGGAGGAGAUCAACAAGACGCUGUGGGAAGUACCGGAGAAGUACACGCGGCUCAGACAGAUCGGAACCGGGGCGUACGGCUCGGUGUGCUCAGCAAUAAACGAGAAGACUAAAGAGAAGGUGGCCAUCAAGAAGCUCCACAGGCCCUUCCAGUCCGAGAUCUUUGCCAAGCGAGCCUACCGAGAGCUCCGACUGCUCAAACACAUGAAGCACGAAAACGUGAUUGGGCUCCUUGAUGUGUUUUCACCUGCCUUGGGCUUCAGUGACUUUCACGAUUUCUACCUGGUGAUGCCUUACAUGUUCACUGACCUGUCAAAGGUGCGAGGACACCUCUCAGAAGACAAAGUCCAGUUUCUCGUGUACCAGAUGCUCUGUGGACUCAGAUACAUCCACAAAGCUGGAAUCAUUCACAGGGACCUAAAACCUGGGAACUUAGCUGUCAAUCAAGACUGCGAACUAAAGAUCCUGGACUUCGGGCUGGCUCGCAGCACUGACGCGGAGAUGACGGGCUACGUGGUGACCCGUUGGUACCGGGCACCUGAGGUCAUUCUAAACUGGAUGCACUACACCCAGACUGUGGACAUCUGGUCUGUUGGCUGCAUCAUGGCAGAAAUGAUCAACGGAAAAACACUGUUCAAAGGGAAAGACUACAUGGACCAGCUGACUCAGAUCAUGAAAGUGACUGGAGUACCUGGGCCAGAGUUCAUCCAGAAGCUAGACAGUCUGGAGGCCAAAACCUAUGUUACGAACCUUCCUCACUACCCCAGAAAAGACUUCACAACAUUGUUCCCCAGAGCAAGUGUGACAGGCAUAGACCUCUUGGAGAAGAUGCUCGUUCUGGAUGGGGACGAGAGGCCCACGGCAGAACUUGCUCUGGAGCACCCAUACUUUGACAGUCUGAGGGAUCAAGAUGACUUUCCUGAGCCGAAGCCGUACGAUGACAGCCACGAUAACGCCACAAUGUCCCUGGAUGAGUGGAAGCGUAAGUGAGAACAACAGGUUAUGUUUCAAAGAGGUGAAAAGCUUUGUGCCAUUCCCACGGCGGGACUCGAAGAGGAAAAACACCCUGACUAUGUCUCCAUAACGCGGUGAAUGUAAUGCCCCAACCAACACAGAAUGCAACCAACAGUGCCCUUGUAUAUUCUAAUUCUCUGACCAUGGAUUUACGUUUUCUUUGAAGGGUCAUAUGAAUGAGUCAUAAUGAAUGUACUCUAAUGUGUUUUAUCUUUUUUUUUUGUAACGUGCAAUGAUUUCUUAUGUUAUAAUGUGACAAAAUGCCACAGGGUUUGCUGUAAGAUUUCCAAAUAAACAAUAAAUUCAAAUGUGUUGACGUUAA
This is a messenger RNA of Betta splendens (Siamese fighting fish), 1452 nucleotides long. It is a transcript of the gene mapk13, whose product is annotated as mitogen-activated protein kinase 13. Gene Ontology annotation, molecular function: MAP kinase activity; ATP binding. The record is from RefSeq and is a predicted model, not a curated record. Gene Ontology annotation, cellular component: nucleus; cytoplasm. Gene Ontology annotation, biological process: intracellular signal transduction; protein phosphorylation. Bases 93 to 1106 code for a protein of 337 amino acids. The transcript is spliced from 12 exons. NCBI's taxonomy places the organism in Eukaryota, Metazoa, Chordata, Actinopteri, Anabantiformes, Osphronemidae.